This is a messenger RNA of Homo sapiens (human), 3631 nucleotides long. RefSeq names its product TGFB induced factor homeobox 1 (gene TGIF1). Gene Ontology annotation, cellular component: nucleus. The transcript is spliced from 3 exons. The record is from RefSeq and is marked reviewed. NCBI's taxonomy places the organism in Eukaryota, Metazoa, Chordata, Mammalia, Primates, Hominidae. The coding region runs from base 835 to 1593 and encodes 252 amino acids. Gene Ontology annotation, molecular function: chromatin binding; DNA binding; co-SMAD binding. Gene Ontology annotation, biological process: regulation of DNA-templated transcription; response to xenobiotic stimulus; cellular response to growth factor stimulus.
ACAUUCUUUCAGACCCGGCCCGCUGCGGGGCGUUCCUGGGGGGUAGCCUCAAGGCCAGCGGGGUUCCUUCGGCUGCGUUUCUGUGGGAGGCCCUGAAACGCGCGGAGCUUCCCUCUGCCUCCAGGCUUUCCCAGCGAGAGUGAAAUUAAACUUGAAACUCGGAUCAACUGGCAGUCGUUGUUGGUAGAACGCCCUAAGGACCCCUCCCCGCGGGACGGAGGGAGGACUCGGGACAGGGAAUUGGCCCUGGGAGAAAACGCGCGGGGGGCGUCCGAGACGCCCCGUGAAAGCCGUGCCGACCCUUGGGAGGACUGACAGGUCUAGAGACACGCGCUGUCUGUUGUGGUGGGCCUCCCGGGAAUAAGUGAGGGGCUCUGUGUUUCGAGGAUGGUUCUAGCGCAGAGCCGGGUGUCUGCCGGGGUGGGCUCCCCGCAUUGUUCGGGCUCCGGCGGGGGCGGCUCUGAUUCCUUUCCAUGGCCCGCCUCCCACCCCGGGAAUCCCCAGUGCUCCUUUUCCACGGCUUUUCUGGCGUCCCCCCGACUCUCCCGCGGCACUUUGGCCUACCUUCCCCCAGCGCCGUGGUCCUCCCUGGCGACCCCCUCUGCGCUCCUGGGGUCCUCCUGCGCCCCCCCUCCUCCACCGGCGCGCUGCCCACAGCCGCGUGCCCUCUCCCCGGAGCUGGGGACCAAGGCUGGGCCCCGCCGGCCGCAUCGGUGGGAACUUCCGCGGUCCCCAUCCCAGGGCGCACAGGGUCCAGCUCCUCGGCGCCGACUCCUGGAAACAAUGAAAGGUAUUGUUGCAGCAUCUGGCAGUGAGACUGAGGAUGAGGACAGCAUGGACAUUCCCUUGGACCUUUCUUCAUCCGCUGGCUCAGGCAAGAGAAGGAGAAGGGGCAACCUACCCAAGGAGUCUGUGCAGAUUCUUCGGGAUUGGCUGUAUGAGCACCGUUACAAUGCCUAUCCUUCAGAGCAAGAAAAAGCGUUGCUGUCCCAGCAAACACACCUGUCUACGCUACAGGUCUGUAACUGGUUCAUCAACGCCCGCCGCAGGCUCCUCCCUGACAUGCUGAGAAAGGAUGGCAAAGAUCCAAAUCAGUUCACAAUUUCCCGCCGUGGGGCCAAGAUUUCUGAAACGAGCUCUGUGGAGUCCGUGAUGGGCAUCAAAAACUUCAUGCCAGCUCUAGAGGAGACCCCAUUUCAUUCCUGUACAGCUGGGCCAAACCCAACCCUAGGGAGGCCACUGUCUCCUAAGCCGUCAUCCCCGGGAUCAGUUUUGGCUCGUCCAUCAGUGAUCUGCCAUACCACUGUGACUGCAUUGAAAGAUGUCCCUUUCUCUCUCUGCCAGUCGGUCGGUGUGGGACAAAACACAGAUAUACAGCAGAUAGCGGCCAAAAACUUCACAGACACCUCUCUCAUGUACCCAGAGGACACUUGUAAAUCUGGACCAAGUACGAAUACACAGAGUGGUCUUUUCAACACUCCUCCCCCUACUCCACCGGACCUCAACCAGGACUUCAGUGGAUUUCAGCUUCUAGUGGAUGUUGCACUCAAACGGGCUGCAGAGAUGGAGCUUCAGGCAAAACUUACAGCUUAACCCAUUUUCAAGCAAAACAGUUCUCAGAAAUGUCAUGAUUGCCGGGGUGAAGGCAAGAGAUGAAUUGCAUUAUUUUAUAUAUUUUUUAUUAAUAUUUGCACAUGGGAUUGCUAAAACAGCUUCCUGUUACUGAGAUGUCUUCAAUGGAAUACAGUCAUUCCAAGAACUAUAAACUUAAAGCUACUGUAGAAACAAAGGGUUUUCUUUUUUAAAUGUUUCUUGGUAGAUUAUUCAUAAUGUGAGAUGGUUCCCAAUAUCAUGUGAUUUUUUUUUUCCUCCCCUUCCCUUUUUUUGUUAUUUUUUCAGACUGUGCAAUACUUAGAGAACCUAUAGCAUCUUCUCAUUCCCAUGUGGAACAGGAUGCCCACAUACUGUCUAAUUAAUAAAUUUUCCAUUUUUUUUCAAACAAGUAUGAAUCUAGUUGGUUGAUGCCUUUUUUUUCAUGACAUAAUAAAGUAUUUUCUUUAAAAAUUGUUGUAAUUCAGAGUAUUUCUGUUGAGGGAGGUGCUUCUUAAAAAUAAGUAGGAAUAUAGCACCCCAGUGAGCAGGAAGCUGGGGGGGUAGGGUGCAGUGUUAGGGGGUGUCACCAGCUCUUUGAAAACCUGUGGACAACAAGCCAGUUUGCAUAAACAGGAUGUGUGAUAUUUACUCUUGAUAGGAGGCAUAGCAGGCCCUUAGAGCUUUACUUAAACUGCAUGGCAAAUUGAAAUGAAUCAUUUUAGUGUUUAGCUAGCCACUAAAUCCCUUGCUGAUCUGUCCUGCGUAGUUUAAAACGUGGCCAUGUUAUAAAGAAAAGUCUUGAAGCAUCCGGUUAUUGCUGAGUUUUCAGAAGAAAACAACGCAAGCAAUCUCUUGCCCUUUUUCCACGUUACCCUUUAAAAUAACCUUUGUUCAGUGGUACAUUUAGUUAAGGCAUUUGUAUUCAAAUGUAGCAUAGUAUUUGCAGAGAAAUUACCUUUUAAAACAUCUCAAAAGUGUUUUCUAAAAUGAUGAAAUAAACGGUGGGGUUCUGUCUAUGGUGGGAUUGUCAGUUUAUUAGGUGAGUAUUUUCCAAGGUCUCAGUUUGUGAAAAAAUGGUGCUAUGUACAAGUGGAGUUUGUUGGGAUAGACAAUCACUUACAAAGCCCAGAUGGCCAGAAGGGAAUUGGUGUUGCUCCUUUCACUUGUAUGGUUGAGCAGAUUUGUCACAUGCCACAAAACCAUUCUUUGUAGUCAUGCUUAGUAUGAGCUUGCUUUGUUGUUACGGUCAUGUUCUUUCCAGCCCUGCCCCAGCUAUGAAUUGUCUAAGUGUGAGGGAGCAUCAGAGCUUCAGUAUUGUUUAAAGAAUGUAGAAAAAUACAAAUUUGUCUAAUUUUGAAACUAUUUUAGAAAGUCCCUACUGUAGAAAGAGCUAAACUCAAAGACUUUCCUUGUAAGUGAAAGAAAAAAACUGCUGAUGAUUACCAAGAGGCGUAAGAAAAUUAGGUGAGGGAAUGUUGUGCUCUAGCCUGUGGGGUGCAGCUUCGUAGGGCACAUCAGCUUAGAAUGGUCUGGCCUCACCUCAGAGAGUCACAGAAAUAGACAAAAACCCAAAAAGUACUAGUAAAGUAAAUACAAGGAACAAAAUAAACAUUAAUAAAAAUGAAUGACGCAAAGGUGAUCCAGAAUCAUUACUUGCUCCAACAGCUAGAUCAAAGGCUGAACAUUUUGCUUUAGUAUAGAUGAGGGAAAUGAGCAAGUCCUAAAAGGUUUGCCCUGUUACGGUGUUUCAUCACUCAUACUGGAAGGAGAAGGAAAGGAGCCAUAUGACUCAUUUAAAAGAAAAACUGUAAGUCACCUUAAAUUCCCUAUGUUUUACUUCAUUUUUUCCCUAUUGAGGUUGUUACAGGUCAUGGUUGAUAAUAGUUGGUGUUGAAUGAAUGUAAUCCAUUAUUUAAAAACAGGUACAUUUAAGUGAAAAGAUAAAUGUAAAAAGCUGUUCAUAUCAAAGCCAAAUAGAAAUGAUUUUUAUGCUUAUAAUUUACAUGGUGCAAUAUAUCUUUUUAAUUUGUUUACUUUU